UGGAAAACCAAUAGUGCUGGAGAGGGAUGAUCUAUGAACAAUCUGUUCUUAAAACAUAGAUCAAAAGCAGAAAAACUCUUGAUUUCCUACUGUGAAAAACGAAGUUCACUCCUACAAAAUUUUAAAAAAUGUUUAAUAAAGACAAUAAGAGAUGUAAAAUAAAGCAAAGAGUUAGGGGCGGGUGCCUUGGCGUGCUGCCAAGAGCACACCUGGUAUCUUGGGAAUUCCCUUUUUAUCCCAUCCUGCUGUGAGGGUUUAAUGCAUAUUCAAAGCAUGUCCCCUCCCUGGUUCCACCUUAGAACAUGCUCUUGCACAGUUUUAUUUUCUGCUGGCCAGCAUUUUUUUGCUGGUCAUCAUUCUAGCUGGUCAGCAUUAUUUGAAGUUUGGUUUCCUUUCUUCUGCAAAUGGUCAGUGUUGGUAACAGUCCAAGCCCCUCAUCCUUCCUCUGAGGGCAGCUGGGCUUCAUAUCUUUCCCCCCUGCCAACAUCCUGGUACCGGCUUUUUGAUAACAGUUUGCUCUCUAUUUCCUGCUGCUGAUAAUAGCCUGUUUUCCACUGUCCUUCUGUUGGAAACAGGUUGGUCCUCCCAUUGUCUUGCCUGCUGGAGUUAUCUUGUCUUGUCCGGAUGAAACAUAUCCUUACCAUUCAGAAUUCCUAUCUAAGCCUAUAACUUGCUAAGAGAGAAAAGAAUAUAGCAAAAGCAUAUAGCAUAUAACAUUUAUCAGAAUAAUUGUGAAAAGCCAAUAUUUACAACAUCAAUUCACAACACUACCAUUCAUUCUUCUUGGUUAUUUGAAAAUAAAAAAAGAUGACGAAAUGUUUUUCUCUGUAUUUUGCACAUGAAAGGAAAAUUACUUUCAGCUGGGAAAUUUGUCGUAAAAUAUAUUUUAAGAUAAAAGAUAUAUUUGAUUUGGGGUUUUUUUGUUUGUUUUUUUUAUUUAUUUGAGUAUGCAUCAAACUGGAACGUGGCAUAUGGGUGGUAAGUGCACAGUAGGAGCUUUUAUUCCUACCAGUGGAAUGUUAACUUCAUGUUUGCUGAUUUGCUCACAUUAAGUUGGUCACAUACAGGAAAAUGUAAUUUCUGUGCUAGUUUUAUCUGUGAUGUAAUGGUGAUAUUUGAAACACCAAAGAUUGAGAGUGGUUCUAAUAAUCUUAAAAUAUCCCUAUUCGCUACAUUUUGCAAGGUGGAUAAAUGGAUUUUAUUUUGUGAGUGCUUCAUUGUACUUGAACUAUGGCAAUGUAGCUAGGAAGGCAAAGGCAUCAUUUAUAGUUCUUGCUCAAAUUAUUGUAGAAAACUGGCCGUCGGAAUGUGUUCACAGUUUUUAUUUUUUCUAAGUAAAAAUAGUAAUCUGUUUGUACUAGAAGUUUAAAUUUUUGGAAUAUGUACUGAACUGUGUGAAAUCAGAAGUUUGACUUGGUUUCUUUCGGUUUAUCAUUUUGUCUUAGGGAUGGUUUGAGAACAUUUAUAUUUUAACUGGUAAUGUUUCAUUUGUGCCAUGCAUGAAUGACUUUCCAUCACAGUAUGAAACCAGCAGGAGGGUUGAAAACCAACACCCAUGUGUAAGAUGUAUUAUUUAGCAUAUGUAAAUAUUAAAAAAGGAACUUGUCUUAUAUCAUGCUGGUUUAGAGCUGUGAAGCUAAGUCUUUGAUUCUUAUGAUACUCCUAGCAGUUCAGCCUUUCUGCUUUUGAAAUUACUGGAAUGAAAUGAUAAAUACAUUAUUUAAGACUUCAGUCAUACUAUGAAGUGUCUGGGUUUAAUCUGUGUAGAGAAACGCCUCCACUACUGCACCUUCAGAGCUCCUCCCUUAAUGCUUUUUAUACAAAUUUUGUUUCCAGGGCUGAAAAGUUUACUUUAUUAUGUGCUGUUUACUACGAUGGGGGGGAAGAAAAUACUUCUUUUUCUCCGAGAACUCGUCUGUUCUGGAGCUGUGGCGUCUGCUCUUUCAGACACAGCUGCGCCCAAGAGCUAGUCAUUGCGAAGACAAAAAAAAACCAGUGAAGCCGUGGAGUUAAGUUUUGGGCACACCUAAUUAACAGAAAUACUUAGUGGCCAUUUGGUUUCUGAUCUCCAUUCGGGUUCCUGGCCGCAUAUGCUUCUGCACGCGCACACAAUCUGCCUGCAGUUCACAACCUCGCAUGUCCGGGGGUCGGGACCGCGGCGGUCACCUUGUCGCGAUCGCCCCGGGCCCGCCCCUCACGCUGCUGUCCCAGGGUGCCGCGCGCUGGUCGCGCGCAGGCGCGACGGGCCGGGAUGGCGGUGGCAGCGGGCUUGUUGGGCCGGGCCGCGGGCCUGGGCCUGGUCACGGCCACGGCCACGGGCGGGCGGCGGCUCCUCCGGUACGGGACCGGAGCGGGGCUGUGCGAGCGGGGGACGGGGACCCUCCUCGGCGGUGCCGUUGUGUGCAAAGCCGGUGGUGCGGCGGAUCAGCGCCUUUCUCGGGGGAUCAGCUCGGAUCAGCGCCCAAAGCGGCCCCUCACCGCCUAUCUUCGUUUUGUGAUGGACAACCGUCCGGCUUUUAGGGAAAAAAACCCAGAAGCGAGCAACCUGGAACUGAUUAAAAAAAUAGCAGAUGCGUGGAAGGAGUUGCCAGCUUCACAGAAGCAGGUUUAUGAGGAAGCAAGAAAGACAGACUGGAAAAGAUACGGAGAGCAGAUGGCCGCUUAUAAAGCCCAACUGACUUCAGCCCAGGCUGCAGCUUUGAAAGAGGAAAGAAGAAAACAAUUGGAAAAGAGAAAAUCGAUGAGGGCAAAAAGAGAAUUGAAUCUGCUUGGGAAACCUAAGAGAGCUCGUAGUGGCUUUAACAUUUUCCUGUCAGAAAAUUUUCAAGAAAGUGAAGGAACUUCACCUGUGGCAAAGCUGAAGAAACUAUUUGAUACAUGGCAGAAACUGUCUACUUCCCAAAAGCAGCCAUACUUGCAGCUUGCUGAAGAUGAUAAGGUUCGGUAUGAGAAUGAAAUGAAAUCAUGGGAAGCAAAAAUGAUUGAACUGGGACGUGAAGACCUGGUGCGUUCCAAAAAGCAAAGGCUAAAAAAGAAACCUGCUGAAACUGCAAAGCAAGCUGAAACAAAAAAAAAAUCUUCCUCAGGUGGAAACAAGGCAAAAUUAAAAAAAUCUGAAGAAUAAAAAAAUCCCUUUUAGUUGUCCUAUUUCUAUCCUGCUGUGUUAAUGCUGCAGUCAGCAUUAGCACUGAAAUCUGGAAAACCCAUGAACGGCCCUUUGAAAAGGUGAUCAGGUAAGAGAGGAGUUACUGUCUCUCAGAACUGACUGAAAUAAUCACUGUGGAUAUAGCCUGAACAGUAAAACAGCAAUCAAUCAAUAAAGCUGUGAAUACUGAUAACCACUGACAUCAGCAGAGCUCUCCAGUAAUGGUACAUAAUAUCCAACUUUUAUAAGUUUGGUUUUUUUUUUAAUGAAAAGAAUAAAAAAGAUUCUUUCUUUAUGAAAGAAUAUUCUGCACAGUUACCAUCUAAAUUCUGUAAAUGAGCUGAAAUCUGAGUUAACACUGCUGUGUUUUAUUCCCUCCUUGUUACUGCUAGUGAGAUGUUCUACAUUUCAACAAUAGGCCCAAGAAAUGUAAAAUGCUAGCUUUUAUUUUAUGCAUUUGUCUUUGUAUCUGUUAAUCUGUGUAUGCCAUUUAUAUUGCAUUUAAAAACCAUAUGAGUUUUGUAUGAACAUACCUUUAUUGGGCUUUUAUUUCCUGGUUUUGUUUGGAUCCAUACAAACGUUUUUGUCUUGCUGUUGUCACAUUGGGAUGACCUAGAAGAAAAAAUGAAAAUGUGAACUGUUUGGACUUUUGAGUUUUGGUGUAAUAAAUACACGUACUUUAGAGGUG
Messenger RNA from Parus major (Great Tit), 3833 nucleotides. RefSeq names its product transcription factor A, mitochondrial (gene TFAM). Lineage: Eukaryota; Metazoa; Chordata; Aves; Passeriformes; Paridae. The record is from RefSeq and is a predicted model, not a curated record. The transcript is spliced from 6 exons. Bases 2252 to 3124 code for a protein of 290 amino acids.